ACAGGCCCCUGGCACAGGCGAGGCACUGUCGCGCGCGGAAUCGAGCGAUCGGUCACACAAUUCAGGAGAAGAGAGCAGGAGCUCGAGUUGCCGCCGCGCAGCAGCAGCAGCAGCAGCAGCUGGGGGGCUCGGGAAGAACAGCCAUGGGGAAGGGGCGGGCACCGUGCUGCGCCAAGGUGGGGCUGAACAAGGGCUCCUGGACGCCGGAGGAGGACAUGCGCCUCAUCGCCUACAUUCAGAAGUACGGCCACGCCAACUGGCGCGCCCUGCCCAAGCAAGCAGGUUUGCUGCGGUGCGGGAAGAGCUGCCGGCUGCGGUGGAUCAACUACCUCCGCCCGGACCUGAAGCGCGGCAACUUCACCGCCGACGAGGAGGAGACCAUCAUCAAGCUCCACGCCAUGCUCGGCAACAAGUGGUCCAAGAUCGCGUCGUGCCUGCCGGGCAGGACGGACAACGAGAUCAAGAACGUCUGGAACACGCACUUGAAGAAGCGGGUGUCGCCGGCCGGCGGCGGGGAGGAGCGCGGCGCCAAGAAGAAGAAGAAGAAGAAGGAAGCAGCCGCUGGCGGUGGCGCCGAGGAGCCGCUCCCGUCGCCGUCGCCGUCGCCGUCCUCGUCCACCACGACGACAACGACGACCAACUGCUCCAGCGGCGACGACUCCGGCGAGCAGCAGAGCAACACGAGCAAGGAGGAGCCGGACGACGACGAGCUGGACCUGGAGAACCUCGAGAUGAUGCGCAUGCUCGACGACCCCAUCACCUUCGGCUUCGACAUGCUGGUGGACCCCGUGCCGCCGCCGGCGCCGUACGGCCCGGCCGUGUCCUCUCCCACGUCGCCCUGCGCCUCGUCCGGCGUGGACGACCACCUGCUCGUGCUGCCGGAGAUCGACAUCGAUCAUGAGCUGUGGAGCAUCAUCGACGGCGACGCUUGCACCGUGGCCGACGCCGAGGCACCGGCGCCGUGCUGCCAGCUGAGCAAUGCGUCGCAGCCGCCGAACGGCGGCGCCAACACGAGCAGCCACGGAGCGGAGGAGGGAAAGGAGUGGUGGUUGGAGGACCUGGAGAGGGAGUUGGGCCUGUGGGGCCCUGUGGAGGAGUACCAGUACCAGUACCCAAUGGGCCCACAUGGUCUGGUCGCUGACCAGCCGGACCCACUUCCUGCCAUGGUGGAUGACCCAGUGUCCUGCUACUUCGAAGCGGGCCCCGCCUCCGCCAUGCUCCAGGAACCCGCAUACUCUGCUGCAGUUACAAGCAGUAACCAUGUGGGGUUGUGAGAUUAUCGUCGUUCAUUUGUGAUUUUUUAGAUAUAGCAAACAGGUAUCCUCAAACGAUCGUAUGCCUGGCAACCGUCGACACCAGCAUACUUAUACUUGUAUAAUUGUACAAGUGCAUGAUAUAGCUCAAGAGGAGCAGAAACUCAAUACGAAUACGCCGACGGAACCAGCACCGGCGUAUGCACAUAUACAGAAGAUCUAAAGGGAGAUCAGUUAGGCUAGUAUGCACAUAUACAGAAGAUCUAAAAAGAUGCUAUUUUUGGGCAGGCAUGCAGCAUUGAGCAAUGCGCAGUCAUAGAUUCACAAAAGAGUCAAUAUUUCCGGUACUCACUGAGUUAACCCAAAGAUGUAACUUACCUUCAGUUGGCUGUUGGUAUAUAUUAAUAUAUAUAAAUAAAAUAUAC
This is a messenger RNA of Sorghum bicolor (sorghum), 1678 nucleotides long. Its product is annotated as myb-related protein Zm1. The transcript has 3 exons. NCBI's taxonomy places the organism in Eukaryota, Viridiplantae, Streptophyta, Magnoliopsida, Poales, Poaceae. Bases 144 to 1274 code for a protein of 376 amino acids. The record is from RefSeq and is a predicted model, not a curated record.